AGUCUUUUGUGACUCUAGCCACAAAUGACUCCUAUGUGAAAGGAGCACUGGUACUUGGUUCAUCCUUGCAACAGUACAGAACAACAAGGAAGCUGACUGCACUCAUAACUCCUCAGGUCUCAGAUCUUAUGAGGAGAGUGCUGGAAAAAGUCUUUGAUGAAGUCAUAUUGGUAAAUGUCUUGGAUAGUGGGGAUUCAGCACACUUGGCAUUAAUGAAAAGACCUGAGCUGGGUGUCACACUAACAAAGCUUCACUGCUGGGAACUGACACAGUUUUCAAAAUGCAUUUUCAUGGAUGCAGACACAAUGGUCUUGACAAAUAUUGAUGAGCUUUUUGAGAGAGAAGAGCUAUCUGCAGCACCAGAUCCAGGCUGGCCUGACUGUUUUAAUUCUGGAGUUUUUGUUUACCGACCUUCCAUUGAAACAUACAAUCAGCUGUUACAGUUUGCCACAGAGAAAGGCAGCUUUGAUGGUGCAGAUCAGGGGUUAUUAAACACCUUCUUCAGCAGCUGGGCAACAACAGACAUGAGCAAACAUCUACCAUUUAUUUAUAAUUUGAGCAGCACUUCUGUAUAUUCCUACCUUCCAGCAUUUAAAGCGUUUGGUGCAAAUACUAAAGUGGUGCAUUUCCUGGGAAGCGCAAAGCCAUGGAACUAUACAUAUGACUCCAGAACAAAAAGCAUAAAGGGCAACAUGGACGACCCUAAAAUAGUUCACCCAGAAUUCCUCAACAUGUGGUGGGAUACCUAUAUAGCUAAUGUUUUACCAUUACUAGAACAGCAUGGAAUUGGUACAGAAAUUACUACAGGUGUAAACAUGAGGUUACAGAGGCAGCAUCCCACAUAUCAAUAUCAGCACCAUCACCAGUAUUACCAACUGUAUCUUCAGAAGAACGCAAGGAACGGUGGGAACAGGGCCAAGCUGACUAUAUGGGAAUGGAUUCCUUUGACAACAUCAAGAAGAAACUUGAUAGCUACCUUCAGUAGAAAUGCCUGUCUCAAACCGUGGUGAUGCAAGGACUUGUUCCAGAACUAACAGCUAGAAAGGUGUAGAUGGUGGUCAGUUACACUUGCUAGUAGCUUGAUGAAAAACUUCUUGGCUGAAGGCCUCUGCAGUGCUACAGAUGAAGACUGAGCAAAAGCUAGGAAGCAGAAUUCCUUGGGCCACCUAUAACUGCCCAAUUUCCAGUUCUCCCUACUAGAUAAAACCAGGUAUUUUCAGCCUAAAUUUUCUUCUGUUGUGAUCAAUUGGCUCAACAUAUUCCUUCCAAACUGGGUUUGUUACCUCACCUCAUUAAGGUGAUUAGCAUUGAUUCCUUUGCUUGCUGUUUUAGAUGUAAAAUCUAAUUCAUGGGAUUGCUCAUACACUAGAGUGGUAGCCAUUCUGCUUUACCAUAAAUGUAUUAAUGACACUGGGAUACAUACAGAUGUAAUAGUCAUAGCACUGCUUUGCUCUUCCAGUCACAAUUGCACUGAAGUUUUGACCAGGUUCUUACGCACAGUGCCUACAGCAUGGCAUAAUGCAUUUUUCAGUUCUGUAUACUAUGGGACUAGUAAACCGAGUUUUAUCUGUUACUUGCAAUGUUGCACUUGAUACAAAAAUAAAAAGUUGUCAUGCA
Molecule: messenger RNA, 1617 nt
Organism: Leptosomus discolor (cuckoo roller)
Lineage: Eukaryota; Metazoa; Chordata; Aves; Leptosomiformes; Leptosomidae
Source: RefSeq, a predicted model, not a curated record